UUCAUUGGUAUCAUUCGGUGCUAAACAAAGAUACUUGGGAGAAGCAGCAAAAACUCAAGAAAUUUCAAAUUUUAAAAAUACAGUAGCUUCUCUAAAAAGACUUGCUGGUCGUACUUAUCUAGAUAAAGAAAUUCAAGAUAUUGAAAAACAUUUCAUCAAUGCUGAUUUGGUAGAUGCACAUGGUCAAGUUGGCGUUAAGGUUCGAUAUCUUGGAGAAGAAAAAAUUUUUUCUGCAACACAGUUGAUUUCCAUGUAUUUUACAAAACUCAAGGAUAUCACUGCAGCAGAGUUAAAAAUUCCUAUUUCUGAUAUUGUGAUUUCUGUACCUGGUUGGUUUACUGAUCUACAACGUCGUAGCAUUCUUGAUGCUGCAGAGGUUUCAGGAUUGAAUUGUCUACGAUUGAUAAAUGAUACUACAGCAUCAGCAUUAGGCUAUGGUAUUACAAAAACAGAUUUACCAGAAGAUAAACCUCGUAAUGUAGUGAUAGUAGAUAUUGGUCAUUCCAGCUACAAUGUGGCAAUUGUUGCCUUCGCCAAAGGUCAGUUGACUGUAAGGUCGACUGCAUAUGACAGGAAUUUUGGUGGUCGUAACUUUGAUCAGUUGCUGGUGGAUCAUUUUGCAGAAGUCUUUCGUGAAAAAUACAAGAUUGAUAUCAAAUCCAAUCAGCGAGGUCUUUUUAGACUUAGAACAGCAGCAGAGAAAUUAAAAAAAGUCUUGUCGGCAAAUCUUCAAUCACCAAUUAAUGUUGAAUCAAUUAUGAAUGAUGUGGAUGUUCAUGCCAUUUAUUCACGUCAAGAAUUUGAAGAGUUGUCUAAAAGUUUGCUUGAUAAUAUUGAUGCACCACUUCAACAGGCAUUGGAAGGAUCCGGACUUACAUUAGAUGAAAUUCAUUCUGUGGAAGUUGUUGGUGGAUCGACGCGUAUUCCGGCAAUCAAAGAACGUAUUUCUAAAUUUUUUGGUAAAGAACUUAAUUACACUUUGAAUCAGGAUGAGGCUGUGGCACGUGGUUGUGCCUUUCAAUGUGCCAUACUCUCACCGGUAUUUAAAGUUCGUGAAUUCUCCAUACAGGAUAUUACACAGUAUCCUAUAAAAAUCAGUUGGGAAAAGAUUCCGGAAAUACCCGACGAAGAAUCAGAACUAGUUGUAUUUCCAAAAUUCAAUCUGGUGCCUUCUACAAAAAUCCUGACUUUCUUUAGAAAAGAACCAUUCACCAUUGAGGCACAUUAUGCAGAGCCAGAUAAGAUUCCAGCUGGAAUAAAUUCUUGGAUUGGUAGAGUUACUGUCAAAAAUAUAGAGCCAGCGGGAAAUGGUGAUUUGAGUAUGAUUAAGGUUAAGACUAGAUUGAAUAUUCAUGGAGUGCUUAGCGUUGAAAAUGCAUAUUUGGCUGAAGAACCACAAGAUCAGAUACAAGAUCAGACACAACCAAUGGAUGUAGAUGUUAAACCAAUAGAAACAACCGCCCCUUUACCUACACCUAAAACAACAUCAUCGACUAAAAAAACUAAAAAAGUACUAAAGAAGAAUGAUUUGCCUAUUGUCGUAGGACAUGGCGGAUUAGAUAAAUCAAUCAUUGUACAAUUAGGAGAACAAGAAGGACAGAUGGCAGCAACUGAUAAACUUGUAGCAGAUACGGAAGCACAAAAGAAUGCACUUGAGGAGUAUGUGUACGAAAUACGUUCGAAAUUAGAAUCAAUCUAUUCAGAAUUUGUUAAACCACAAGAUAAAGAAAAAUUACUAGGAUUACUUAAUGAGACAGCAGAUUGGCUUUACGAUGAAGGAGAGGAUGCAACUAAAUCAGUGUAUGUUGAGAAACUUGAAGAAUUAAGAAAAUAUGGAAAUCCGAUUGUUGUUAGGUACCGGGAAGCAGAAGAGUUGCCUAAUGCAGCGAAAUCAUUACGUGAUAGUAUAGAAUCAUUUAUAUUAAAGGCCAAUAGUAAUGAUGAAAAAUUCUCGCAUAUUCCUGAUGAGGAGAAAAAGAGUAUUGUCGAGAAGGCACAGAAAGCAUCAAAUUGGUUGAAUGAAAAGCUUGAGGCACAAUCCAAGCUUCUAAAAUAUGAACAACCUAUUGUUUAUUCUUCUGAUAUCCUAAAAGAACGAGAGAAAGACAUGUUAACACAACUUUCCACUGAAUGUGACUGGAUAGAAGAUCUUGUGAGAAAAUUACAAGUGGUUGGGAUUCUUCAAGGAGCUAGCAGGGUUCAAGGAUAUAUUUUCCAUGUUCAACAUAGAAAGGUCCAUGAAGUUUUUGGACAUUUAACUAAAUCUGCCCCACUUGCUUUAGUUUUAAAGGAAAUACUU
This is a messenger RNA of Entrophospora candida, 2299 nucleotides long. The record is from the annotation of a GenBank genome assembly. NCBI's taxonomy places the organism in Eukaryota, Fungi, Glomeromycota, Glomeromycetes, Entrophosporales, Entrophosporaceae.